Penicillium robsamsonii is the source of this 408-nucleotide messenger RNA. RefSeq names its product Metallo-hydrolase/oxidoreductase. NCBI's taxonomy places the organism in Eukaryota, Fungi, Ascomycota, Eurotiomycetes, Eurotiales, Aspergillaceae. The record is from RefSeq and is a predicted model, not a curated record. The transcript has 2 exons. The coding region runs from base 1 to 408 and encodes 135 amino acids.
AUGCUUGACUUGGGGAUCCUGGAUAUUGACGCCUCAUACGUUCUUUCAGGAGCAAAUGUGCCGUUUCAUGGUGCAAUCCCACAGCCUCAUGAGAGCCGCCCGUGCCUGAUGAUUGCAGGUCUUCUCUUUCACCCAGAUAAGGGUCUCAUUCUUUUGGACACAGGAUCUCUGGAGGAUAUCAUCAAGUACUGGGACAAGGAGUUCUUGGAAUGCGCCCCACGUAUAUGGGACAAGGGCAUUCACUUUCUUCCUGAAGCUAUCAAAGCCACUGGUGCAGGUAAAAUCGGUGAUGUCAAGGCUGUUGUCAUGAGCUACCUUCAUCUGGACCAUGCAGGAGGGUUGGAGCAUUUCUUUGGCACCGACGUUGAAAUCUGGUGCCACAAGUACGAGCUGAAAAAUGUGUUCUAG